Selaginella moellendorffii is the source of this 1968-nucleotide messenger RNA. Its product is annotated as UDP-glycosyltransferase 85A3. NCBI's taxonomy places the organism in Eukaryota, Viridiplantae, Streptophyta, Lycopodiopsida, Selaginellales, Selaginellaceae. The transcript is spliced from 2 exons. Bases 202 to 1590 code for a protein of 462 amino acids. The record is from RefSeq and is a predicted model, not a curated record. Gene Ontology annotation, molecular function: UDP-glycosyltransferase activity.
CUCAUUUUAUGUUUUUUUGAAAUAAAUUAUUCUUGUAUUACUGAUAUGACGGCUGCUGGUCUUUGUUUGUCAGGAUUCAAAUCAAUGCUCUUGAGCAUUUACAGUUUACGAGUGGACAAGAAAAAGAAACGACACGAAGGAAACCACGCAGCACUCCCACCAACAGUGUCUAGGACUUAGUCUCUCCCCAGAGACCUUUCCAUGGCGGCCGAAGAUAAGACUCAUGUUCUUGUGCUUCCAUACCCUGCACAGGGCCAUCUCCCUCCGCUUCUGCAUCUGUCAAAGGUACUGGCUGCAAAUGGGAUACGAGUUACCAUUUUCAACAUCGAAAGCAUCCACAAACAGCUGCUGAAAAGCUGGGAUCCAUCAUCAGCUGGGAAACGCAUCCACUUUGAGGCUCUCCCAUUUCCAGUAGAUAUUCCCUUCGGGUAUGAUGCUUCCGUGCAAGAAAAAAGAGUAGAAUUUCAUCAACUUCUGAUGUCAAAGUUGAGAGACGAAUUUGAGGCACUGGUACCAAGACUAGAGCCAGCACCUUCUUGCAUACUUGCUGAUGAAUCUCUUUUCUGGAGUAAACCAAUUGCUAAGAAGUUUGGGCUUCCUUCAGUGAGCUAUUUCCCUGGCAACGCUGCUUGGAGUUCUAUCAGCCAUCAUCUGUGUCUGCUCGCCUCCAAAGGAGUUUUCCCUCUUAGAGAUCCAGAGUGCGUGAUCGACUAUGUGCCUGGCCUUCCCCCUACAAAGUUGGAGGACUUUCCUGAAUAUCUGCACGAUAUGGAGAAGGAAACAUUAGAAGCCUGGGCGAAGCACCCCGGUAAGAUGAAAGAUGCAACAUGGGUGCUGGUCAAUUCGUUUUACGAGCUAGAGCCCCACGCUUUCGAUGUUAUGAAGCAGACAAUAGGACCUCGGUACGUACCUAUAGGUCCAUUGUUUCCGUUAACUUCAACAGGGUCGGGGGAAAUCAAAACAAGCCUUCGACAUGAAGAACAUGGAUGCUUAGAGUGGCUACAGACACAAGCGGCAGGAUCAAUCCUAUACAUCUCCUUUGGAAGUUGCUCCUCAUUGUCUGAGGCUCAGUUUGAAGAAUUUAUGGAGGGCCUGGCUGCAAGCAAGCAACAAUUCUUAUGGGUGCUGAGGCCGGACACAGUCCUGAAUGGUAGAUGCGACUUGUACCAGAAAUGCAGAGAACUCACAAAAGAUCAGGGCUGCUUUGUUGCAUGGGCGCCUCAGCUCAAGGUCCUGGCUCAUCCCUCAAUCGGAGGCUUUCUGACGCAUUGCGGAUGGAAUUCUACUUUCGAGAGCAUUUGCAACGGUGUACCAAUGCUCGGUUGGCCCCGACACAGCGAUCAAAGCCUCAACUGCAAACUCAUGUCCGAGGACUGGAAGAUCGGAAUGAGACUCGGCGCCUUCAAUAAAUUUCUCAAGAGGGCAGAGAUUGCAGAGAAGCUGAGCGACUUCAUGGACAAGGAGAAGAUCCUAGAAUUCAGGAUGAAUGUAAAGAAGCUGGAGAAUGCAGCCAGAGAGGCCGCAGCCCCCGGAGGAUCCUCGUACGUCAACUUGGAGUCAUUCUUUCGAGAGAUGCGUGGCGCCAUCUAAAAUCCUAUUACGUUCUGAGAAGUCUGAAGGAAAACCAUAAGAGACAUGGUGGAACCUUGCAUCUGGCUGGGCUUCCUUUCAUUGGGGCGAAUCUAGAUACAAGGCCAUUAAUCUGCUUUGAUGAAGUCAUUGGACGAGGCUUUCCAGGUUACAGUGCUACAGUAUUGUCGGUCUCACAACGUCAACGUGAGAGAAGCUGUUGGAGUGGCCUCCUGAAAGCGAACAAGCAGCUAUUCAAUUCAGUAACUACAUGCAAAGAUGGAGGAUGACGUAAACGAUCUGGAUCAAGUGGUUGCUGGGAGCACAUGUGGCAAAACACAAACCACCGGAUUUGUCAACCUGUAGAGCCGACUGGCUGAAUGCAUUAGCAACUUGCCA